CAAAUAGUGGUUUAAAUGAGGCCCCAAUCAAUGUAAGUUGAUAUUUAACUGUUUGCUGAGCAAGUGCCAAUCUUUUUCUCUCAGGAAUUCUGCCAUCCACAGUCAGUCGCUCCUUUUUUGGACAAGGCAGCAAGUUUUUUUUUCUAUUUAAAUUUAAGGCACCUUUCCAGAUGAUCCUUUAACAGAGAGGGCGACUGAGUAAAGAGAAAGUGUUUAAGACCUGCAGACUAUAUAGUAAAGUGACAAUUUUUAAAAUAAAGUUACGUUGUAAGGACAUGGACCUCCGUCUGACACUCCUGUUGAUCUGUCUCUGCAGCCAAGGAGUCACUAAUGCUGAGGUGGCAGAAGAUGAGUUAGUCCCCUUGGUGCCUCUUAUUCCAUUGAUGCCCAGCCACCCCAGAGAGAAAGUAGAAAAUGAAAGUGCAACACAAGCAGAAAUUGCAGAUCCCACACAAGCAACUGUAAUUGCAACAACCAUAACUAGCAGGCCCAGUGGGGGUUCAUCAGAGGAAGAGCAAGAUGAGGGUUGUCUGUCUACCAACCGAAACCCAGAGUCAAGGAAGGCCAUUGCUGCUGGUAUUCAGAAACUGGGUGUGCAGCUGCUGCAGAACCUGGAGACAACGACAGAGCAGCCAAAUGUCAUCAUAUCUCCUUUCAGCAUAUCACUAGCCCUCUCCCAGCUGGCUUUGGGUGCAGUAAAUGAGACAGAGGAGCUGCUGAUGCAUCAUCUCCAUGAAAACACUCUCCCCUGCUACCACAAGUCUCUGCAUAAUGUCUUAGAGCUGCUCCAAAACAAUGACUUGCAAAUUGCCACACGUAUCUUCCUGCGCCAAGGGUUUGAGCCAAAGCAAGACUUUGUCAAUGAGUCCCAGCGGUUAUAUGACUCAGAACCAGCAGUGUUGGAGAGUUUGCAGCAGAUAAAUGACUGGGUAGAGAAGGCAACGCAAGGAAAGAUGACUGACUUCCUGUCUGCUUUGCCACCCAAUCUUCUCCUCAUGCUUAUUAAUGCUGUCCAUUUCAAAGGAGAAUGGAAAGCUCGAUUUGACCCACGCUUUACCUCCAGAGGUGUCUUCUACCUUGACGACGAGCACAUGGUUGAUGUUGAAGUGAUGGAAGAUGCCAAACAUCCCUUGAGUUUAUUUAUUGACAGUGACCUGGAGGCUCAGGUGGCGAGCUUCCCAUUCCAGAAUGCCAUGAGCUUGUUGGUGGUCAUGCCUUUGUCCGGCCAGGUAAAUGUGUCUUCACUUUCUGAAAAGCUGAACAUCUCGGACCUGUAUAAUCGUCUUCCCAAGGAGAGGGCUGUUCAAGUUAAAGUCCCCAAAUUCAACCUGGAGUAUGCUCAAGAGUUAAAGGAUGUUUUUAUCAAAUUGGGCCUGGGACAAAUGUUUUCCAAUCCCAACUUGGCUAAUAUAGCAGAUGGCCUCCUGGUGGUGUCCAGUGUGAUACAUAAGUCCAGCAUGGAGAUAAAUGAGGAGGGUGCAGAGGCUGCUGCAGCCACCGCUGUGGUCAUCUCACGUGCAUCCAACCCUGUUUUCCACCUCAGCCAACCGUUCUUCUUUGCCCUAAUGGAUGAUAUGACUCAAGUACCAAUCUUCAUGGGUGUCAUCACCAACCCUAAUCCAGGAGCUCCUAUCAUGCAGAGGGGGGGAGAUCUUGGAAGCAAAGAUAAAGUGGGAUUUCCAAUUGACAAGAACCAUGUUGGCACAUUUGGAGGUCCACCUAAGUAGGGACUAAUAACCUGCCCGGCUGUCCCAAGGAAACUCAGACCAAGACCUUUAUGAUUGUACAGAUUAAAUGUACAUUAUCACUUAGCUGGAUCUGUGUGAAAAAAUGUUUGUUUCUUUAUUUCAUUACACAAUAAACAUACUGAGGACCUCAGUAUCCCCUUUAAAAGUCAAAUACUCUAAUUAAAAAUAAUUAUAGUGUUGCUGCAUUAGAUGAGAUGUCAUCCUGGUCAAGUAAUAAUUAAAACUACAAUUAGAUACAAGAAAUGGUUUAUACCCAUAGUAAAACAUCUGUUCAUCUUUUAUUUGAUAAUACAUACAUUUUUCAAGGUGUCAACAUGUAAAGCCAAACUAAUCUGGUGUAAUGUCAGAGCAUUACAGCAUCAGUGUGUAUGUAGUUUGAAUUUUGAAAGAUGUUAUCUAAUGGCAUAAUAAACUGAAUCGAUCUGGA
Molecule: messenger RNA, 2175 nt
Organism: Seriola aureovittata
Lineage: Eukaryota; Metazoa; Chordata; Actinopteri; Carangiformes; Carangidae
Gene: serpinf2b
Product: serpin peptidase inhibitor, clade F (alpha-2 antiplasmin, pigment epithelium derived factor), member 2b
Exons: 10
Coding region: 276-1727 (483 amino acids)
Biological process (GO): negative regulation of endopeptidase activity
Molecular function (GO): serine-type endopeptidase inhibitor activity
Source: RefSeq, a predicted model, not a curated record